ACUUCCGGCUGCGCCGUCUCGCGGCCCGCCGAGCGGUCUCCCCGCGCCCGGAGCGGCUGUGACUCACGGUUUAACGUGUGGCCCUAAGGAACCAGAAACCCAAAAGAACCAAAACUCCUGCUCCACAAAGCCUGCCCUAGAGAAGCCAUUUCUGGAGUCUGUAUGAUGACCAAGGUGGUGGGCAUGGCCACAGUUCUGGGCCCCAGGCCCCCUCAGGAUCAGGUGGGGCCUGUAACUGUGAAAGUCGAGGAUGAAGAAGAGAAAGGGAAGUGCCUUCCCAGCCUGGAGAUGUUCCGUCAACGCUUUAGGCAGUUUGGGUACCAUGACACCCCUGGGCCCCGGGAGGCCCUGAGCCAGCUCCGGGUGCUCUGCUGUGAGUGGCUGAGGCCGGAGAUCCAUACCAAGGAGCAGAUCCUGGAGUUGCUGGUGCUGGAGCAGUUCCUGACCAUCCUGCCCCAAGAACUUCAGGCCUGGGUGCAGGACCAUUGCCCAGAGAGUGCCGAAGAGGCCGUCACUCUCCUGGAAGAUCUGGAGCGAGAACUGGAUGAACCAGCACUGCAGGUUUCAACUCCAAAUGAACAGAAACAAGUGUGGGAGAAGACAUCAUCUUCAGGAAGUGCCAAGGCAUCCCUGAGCAGCAUGCAGACACAGUCUGUGGAGACCAGUCCCAAGUAUGAAUCCUGGGGGCCUCUGUAUAUCCAAGAGACUGGUGAGGAGCAGGAUUACACUCAGGAUCCAAGAAAAAGUCAAGACUAUAAACUGGAUCCCCAUAAUGAGGAAUCAGCAGAUGAGCAGAAAAGUUCUGAAGAAGAGUCUCAUGCAGAUGGACUCAAAGGGGAUAUCAUUCCUGUGAUUGUUGCCAAUAAGUGUGGGGCCAGGUCAGAAAGGCAGUGGGGGAACCUUGGAAAGGAAAGAGGAGCAAAAACCCCUCUUCAAGACACAGGUUCCAAGAAAGGGGCAGAAUCAGUACACACUAAACCCACCCCAGGAGAGAGGCGUUACAUAUGUGCCGAGUGUGGGAAAGCCUUUAGUAAUAGCUCGAAUCUUACCAAACACCGGAGAACGCACACUGGGGAGAAACCUUAUGUGUGCACCAAGUGUGGGAAGGCUUUCAGCCAUAGCUCAAACCUUACCCUCCAUUACAGAACACACCUGGUGGAGCGGCCCUAUGACUGUAAGUGUGGGAAAGCCUUUGGGCAGAGCUCAGACCUCCUUAAGCAUCAGAGAAUGCACACGGAAGAGGCGCCCUAUCAGUGUAAAGAUUGUGGAAAGGCUUUCAGUGGUAAAGGCAGCCUCAUUCGACACUAUCGCAUCCACACUGGGGAGAAGCCCUAUCAGUGUAAUGAGUGUGGAAAGAGCUUUAGCCAGCACGCAGGUCUCAGUUCACAUCAGCGCCUCCACACCGGAGAGAAGCCCUAUAAAUGUAAGGAGUGUGGGAAAGCCUUCAACCACAGCUCAAAUUUUAAUAAACAUCAUAGAAUCCACACUGGGGAAAAGCCCUAUUGGUGUAAUCAUUGUGGAAAAACCUUCUGUAGCAAGUCAAAUCUUUCCAAACAUCAAAGAGUCCACACUGGAGAGGGAGAAGUACUAUAAUUGUCAAGUAUCCCUCUUUCAUUAUUGUUUUCGUAAACUUUGGAACGUAAAUGGUAGGGAGAAGCCCGUGAUGCAGUAAACUCUAUUGAUAGAUUUUGUUCCACCCACCAUCAGGGAUGCCUGUGGAGUGACAGCUCCACAGCACUCAAAGGCAGGAGGUCCCCUCCCCAUACUUCAGGACCCAGCAAACCAUGCCAGCAUUGCCUUCUGCAUAAACUGAUGUAUAUCCAGUAUAAUUAAGAAAUAUUAAAACUGUUUAACCUUUCAAUGUAUAUUCCAGAGUUAUAACUUGUGAAGAAUUGAUAACACUGAACACAGUUUGAUUGAAUUCAGAAUAAACAUGUAACAUCAUA
This is a messenger RNA of Marmota flaviventris (yellow-bellied marmot), 1946 nucleotides long. RefSeq names its product zinc finger and SCAN domain containing 21 (gene Zscan21). Gene Ontology annotation, molecular function: DNA-binding transcription factor activity, RNA polymerase II-specific; RNA polymerase II cis-regulatory region sequence-specific DNA binding. Gene Ontology annotation, biological process: regulation of transcription by RNA polymerase II. NCBI's taxonomy places the organism in Eukaryota, Metazoa, Chordata, Mammalia, Rodentia, Sciuridae. The record is from RefSeq and is a predicted model, not a curated record.